Molecule: messenger RNA, 429 nt
Organism: Oldenlandia corymbosa var. corymbosa
Lineage: Eukaryota; Viridiplantae; Streptophyta; Magnoliopsida; Gentianales; Rubiaceae
Source: the annotation of a GenBank genome assembly
AUGAGAGCUCUGCAUGCCAAGUGCUUCGAAACUUCUAAAGAAGGAGUUUCUGUUGAGGAGGCAAUCGAGUUGAUAGCCCAGAUCCUCUACACUCGCCGUGAAGUGGGGCUGAUCGCGGGUUGGGAAGCCAAAACGGAGCAGCCUGCUUUGUAUCGCGUGGACGGUAUAGGGGGAGUUAUAAAAGGGGAAAUAUUGGCCAGCGGAUCUGGUUUCAGGGGAAUGUAUGAUUCUCUGGUGCUUCGAGAACCUCAUUACUGGAUACAGACCUGGAUGGCAGUGAUGACUACAGGAAUUAUUCUGCUUGGAGUCGGUGGUCUGUCGAACAAGCCUUCAAGUUGGGCGGAAGAAUGGUACUGUGUAACUCGUGACAGAUUGUUCUCCCCAGAGCUGCGGAAUGUAAAGGUGAAAGAUUUAUUGGUCCCCAAAUGA